Messenger RNA from Helobdella robusta, 975 nucleotides. RefSeq lists its product as hypothetical. Gene Ontology annotation, molecular function: transmembrane transporter activity. Gene Ontology annotation, biological process: transmembrane transport. Lineage: Eukaryota; Metazoa; Annelida; Clitellata; Rhynchobdellida; Glossiphoniidae. The coding region runs from base 1 to 975 and encodes 324 amino acids. The record is from RefSeq and is a predicted model, not a curated record. The transcript has 8 exons.
AUGCCGUUUGUGAGUGAAUUAAAAGACAAUAAAAAAGCUGCCAUAAACACAGGGGCAACAGCGGUUUCGAUGCUACCUUGCAUCGUUCCCACCAUAUUCAUCAGACGCCUGGGUCGUAACAGUCAUCGCGUCUGUGGUAUUCUCGGUACAAUACUGGAGGGAGCAGCCACUCUGAUAUUUAAUCCACAGAUGAACUACUUGAUUGAACAUCUUUCAUGGAGGGCUGUAUUCAAAAUUCAAGGCACUCUCAUACUCUUCAUUGGUGUCCUGGGAUCUUGGACCUUCGUUUCGGAUCAGCAGCAGCAACAGCAGCAGCAGCAAACCGCAAACAAAUCAGACCUCCGGUCCAUCUUAAAAUCUCUCGUCCGAUGCAACGUCUUCUGCUGGUUCUUCGGACAGUUCUUCAACUCCAUCUUCUAUUAUGCGCCUUUCAACAUUUUGCCUCACUACAUGACGACAAAAAACUUGACAACAUCCAAUAUCUCCUUGGUGAUGACGAUGCUCAGCCUAUCGGAAUGCCUCCUCUACAUAGUGACGUCACUUCCGGGAGAUUAUUUGGCGGGAAAAUUAAUUUACGUGAACAUCUGCGCAUGUCUGCUGGUCUCCAUUUUGAAUCUCUGCUGGCCAUUUCUUGAUUCAUCAGUUGAAUGGAUCGUCGGUUUAGCGAUAGCUGAUGGCAUGUUGCUGGCGACGAGCUACGCGUAUUUGUUCGCGUGCUCAUCCGAAGCGACCGGCCUUGACAUUGACCUUUCAUGGUCAGUUAGUAAUACCUCUUCGGGGUUCGCGACUCUCUUUGCCCCUCUGUUUUCAAGUUUAAUUUACGAUACUACGAAAUCUUACUUCGGCGUUUUCAUGAUGACGUCACUGGUGGCCUUCCUUAGUGCAUUGUUCUACUUCUUCAUACCGCUAAUUAGUAACAAUAAUAACAAUGACAACAAUUGCAACAACGACCAAAAUAAUAUAGCAACAACAUAA